GAAUGCUUGGGGAGCACGCACCUUGUCCCUUACAUCGCUCCUGGCCAGUCUGCCUUCAAAACCCAGUCAGUGUGUUUUGGGCACUCACAGUACAUCUCAAGUGAGAGCAGCCAUGUUUCGUGUGCUCAGCAGCCACACGUGGCUGGUGGCUAUUGAGCCGGGCAGUGCAGAUCGGAAGCCUCUUGCCCACUAACCGAGUGCUCGGGAAUGAAUGAAGCACCGGAGAUCUCCACUUUGCUUCAACACAUAACCCUACAGACCUGUGACCAGAAAUCCCAGGGAGACCAUGAAUUGCAAGAGAAGGGUGCUGUUAUUGAUCUCCUGUGUUUUAUACUUCAUGUUGCUCGAGUAUCAUUUCAGGGACGAAGUAGAAGAACUGCGGCUCUCAGACUGGUUUAACCCUAGAAAACGCCCUGAUGUUGUAACGACCACAGACUGGCUUGCUCCGGUCAUAUGGGAAGGCACUUUCAAUAGACAGGUCCUGGAAGAAUACUACGGAAGACAGAACCUCACCAUAGGCUUGGCUGUCCCUGCUACUGGCAGGAUUGCAGAUCAGUACCUGGAGCUGUUCAUACAAUCGGCCAGUAAGCACUUCAUGACUGGCUACAGAGUUAUCUUUUACAUCAUGGUGGAUGCCUUCUACAGGCUGCCUAACCUGGAGCCCGGUCCUCUGCAGACGGUCCAAGUACUCGACAUCAGAGGACACGAUGCAGAUGACUUUCACCUCAUGCGCAUGAAGAACUUAGCUGUGCACAUAGUAGGGCACAUUCAGGACGAAGUUGACUUUCUCUUCAGCAUGAUGGCCAAUAGAGUCUUCCAGAAUGACUUUGGGGUGGAGACCCUGGGCACGUCCGUGGCUCAGCUCCAUGCCUGGUGGUACUUUAAAAACACGGAGAACCUCCCUUAUGAGAGGAGGCCCGGAUCCGCGGCAUGCAUCCCUUUGGGACAGGGGGACUUCUACUAUGAUGGCACUGUCAUUGGUGGCACGCCCCUGGAGAUUUUAAAUUUCAUCAAAGAAUAUCUGGACGGGAUUAUGCGCGACAAGGAAAAUGGGCUGAACAGCACCUACGAAAGACAUCUGAACAAGUACUUUUUCAUCCACAAGCCCACCAAGCUGCUGUCUCCGGAGUACAGCUGGGACACGGUGCUGUGGCCCCCAGCCCAGGUCUGGUUGGUCAAGGCAGCACGGUGCUUGGAGAGGGCCUUCUGACUCACCAGCUUCUCCUGUGGACGGGCCGACUGCGUAGACACGGAUUCCUGAGCACAGAGGGCGUCCUAAAGCUCUCCUGGUUUCCGGGCUGUAAACGUUGAUGCCAUCCAUCCGCAGGAAACGUUUCUCCUCGCAGUUGUGAACCGUCCAGUUUGGUCCAUGCAGGAUAAAGAAUAAAA
Messenger RNA from Zalophus californianus (California sea lion), 1389 nucleotides. RefSeq names its product glycosyltransferase 6 domain containing 1 (gene GLT6D1). Gene Ontology annotation, molecular function: hexosyltransferase activity. Gene Ontology annotation, biological process: carbohydrate metabolic process. The transcript is spliced from 6 exons. The coding region runs from base 287 to 1210 and encodes 307 amino acids. NCBI's taxonomy places the organism in Eukaryota, Metazoa, Chordata, Mammalia, Carnivora, Otariidae. Gene Ontology annotation, cellular component: membrane; vesicle; Golgi apparatus. The record is from RefSeq and is a predicted model, not a curated record.